This is a messenger RNA of Engraulis encrasicolus (European anchovy), 1894 nucleotides long. RefSeq names its product GTPase IMAP family member 8-like. The transcript is spliced from 7 exons. Gene Ontology annotation, molecular function: GTP binding. NCBI's taxonomy places the organism in Eukaryota, Metazoa, Chordata, Actinopteri, Clupeiformes, Engraulidae. The record is from RefSeq and is a predicted model, not a curated record. Bases 71 to 1894 code for a protein of 607 amino acids.
UCGAUCACACAACAUUGCAAAAACGUCAGAGGAUUUUAAGCUUGGACAGCAAGGUACACUUUGGGGAGAUAUGGCACAAGAGGAACCCCAUAAGCAGCACGUUUCAGAGCUGCGAGUGGUUGUGCUUGGUGCCAAUCGGUCUGGCAAAACGUCUCUGAUCAACAGAAUUCUUGGUGCUGGUGACAAUUCACCCAGACGCCUUCAGACGAGACAAGGUGAGGUCCAAGGGAGGAGAGUGGUGAUGGUCGACACCGUUGGAUGGUGGAGGAACUUCCGGUUGGUUGACACGGCGGAGUUCAUCAAACAGAAGCUGCAGCUGAGCGCGUCCAUGUGUCCACCGGGACCCCACGCCUUCCUCUUGACCGUCAUGACAGACAUACCUUUCGAUUAUGACAAUAGGAGAGCCAUAGAGGAACACCUGAGUCUCUUUGGUGAAAACAUCUGGCAGCACGCCGUAGUAGUGUUCACCAGAGGGGGAACUCUGGAGGGCAAAACCGUAGAGGAACACAUUGAGAGUGAGGGGGAGGCUCUGAAGUGGCUGGUGGAGAAAUGUGGGAACAGAUAUCGUGUCUUUGAGACCAGAAAUAGUAAGGAUGACCAGAUUCCUGAACUGCUAGGACAGAUAGAUGCUUUGACGAGGGUUAAUGGUGGGGGACUUUUCCAACUUGAUGAGAGGACACAACUGAAGGUUCAAGACAAGACAAGAUCAGUGAAGGAGAAAGCAGCAGACAGAUGUGUGAUUAAACAAAGCAAAACACUGAGAGAAGGGAAGGGUAUGCCAUCAUCAGAAAUAGCAAUCCUUGUACUAGGGUGGGUGAACUCCAAGAAAACAUCCGCAAUUAAUUUAAUUUUGAAUAGAGAAGAAGAGCGUUUUACUAAGAGGACUAAGUCAGCGGAGAUGCUUAGCGGAGAGGUGGAAGGACUUAAGCUCUCUGUUGUUGACACCCCUGGCUGGUGGAAGUUCUUCCCUGCCGAGUGUAAACCUGACUGGGUGAAGACAGAGCUCCAGAGAAGUCUGACAGUCGGCUCCAAUGCUCCCCAUGCUGUACUACUUGCAGUUCCAGCAGACAAUACAUUCUUAGAGGAACAGAGGAAGAUCACGGAGGACAACAUGAGGAUGAUGUUUGGAGAGCAGGUUUGGAGACAUACCAUAGUACUGUUCACAUGCGGGGACCUGUUGGGAGACACCAGCAUAGAGGAGCAUAUCGAAAGUGAAGGAGAACCCCUGAAGUGGGUCGUGGAGAAGUGUGGGAAUCGAUACCACGUCUUUGACAAUGUCAACACAGAAGACAGAUCUCAGGUGAGGGACUUGCUGGAGAUUAUCAAAGAGAUCGAAGAACCAAAUGAAAUCUUAGCCAUGGACCAGACCCUGGAGGAGUCAGAGAUGGAAAAUAAACUUGCAAAAUUAAUGAAUGACUUGUGGGAAGAGGAAAACAAACAGAUGGAAGCUAAUGUAGAAGUAUCAAGUAAACAUCUGGCAAUUACCUUUGCACGAGAGACCCAUGAGGACAAAUCUCAAGAUCCAGUGGACGAGAGUUACCUGAACCUGCCACAAGAACUGAGGGAGACCUUUGAGCAGGAGUGUAGGAGGCAAAAAAGUGUUGUCAUGGAGAGAUUUUGGAAUGUUUACUUCAAAGAAAACCCUGUAGAUGUUGAUGACUCCAGAAAUGAAAAACAAAAACAAGCAGUAGACAAGGUGACCUGGUGGACGGAACACUGGACAAGAGAAUGGUGUAGGCAGCAGGUGAAUCUCAUGCAAAAAUCAGUAGGUGGAGAUUUUGAAUGCUGCGGACAUGAAGGGCAGCUGUAUAGUCAAGAAUUGGGUGAAGACGACAUGACUAGACGUGGCUCCUCUGGUCAUGGAUCUUACACAGAUGAGGACUCUAAUGUGUAG